Molecule: messenger RNA, 2170 nt
Organism: Panicum virgatum (switchgrass)
Lineage: Eukaryota; Viridiplantae; Streptophyta; Magnoliopsida; Poales; Poaceae
Exons: 7
Coding region: 215-1915 (566 amino acids)
Biological process (GO): regulation of transcription by RNA polymerase II
Cellular component (GO): nucleus
Molecular function (GO): DNA-binding transcription factor activity, RNA polymerase II-specific; RNA polymerase II cis-regulatory region sequence-specific DNA binding; protein dimerization activity
Source: RefSeq, a predicted model, not a curated record
CUCAGACUCCCAGCCCACAAGCUCUGCUCCGUCCUCUCCCAUCACCUCCGCUCCACGCACGGCCAAAUUCCUUCUCCCACACCUCUCCUCGAUCCACCUAUCGAUCUCCCCCACCACUAGCUGAUCUAUCAGAGGCGGAGCUCGAUCAGCUCGUCAGCCAUAGCCUGCCGCACGAGCUGCUGGUAGCUAGCUGCCGUGCCCCGCGCGCGCGCGCAUGCGGUGCAUGGCGCAGGAGGGCUCCGAGGCCUCCGUCGCCAGCUCGCCGCCGCCGCCCCCGCCGUCGGCCUCCUCGUCGUCGUCCACGUCCUCCGCCGCGGCCGCGGCCUCCUGGUGGCGCGACAAUAUGCACCCGGCGGCAUACGGCGCCUGGCCGCCCGCGCCCGCGGCGGCGCGCUGGCCCCUGAUGGCGCCGGCGCCCGCGCGCGCGCAGCAGCACCACGGCCGGACCACGACGUCCUCCGGCGGCGCCGACGACGACCUCUCGGCCUCCAACGCCACCAUGACGUCCUUCACCAACACCUCCACCACCAACCACUCCGGCCUCAGCAUGGACUCCUCCGUCCCCGGCGCCGAGGCCGCCGCCGCCGCCGUCGCUGCCGAGAGCCACCUCUGGAACCAAGUCCUCAUGGGCGCCGGCGGCGAGGUCGGGAGGAGCAUGCAGGCCGUGCACGACGCCCAUGACGACAGCGAGAACUUCCUCGAGCUGCUCAACUCGAGGACGCUCGCGCCGGAGCUCUUCGCCGAGCCGCCGGCUUGCGACUACCUCAAGAAGAUGGAGUACGGCAGCAGCCACGGCGGCGGCGGAUGGCCGGACCACCAGUUCACGGCAGCCGCGCUGGAGAAGCACCUGAGCUCCGCCGGCUACGGCGCCGCGCUCGCGCACCAGCACCAGCACCACCACCACGCGGCGGCCGGCGCGCCGGAGCGGCUCACGGCGAACCUGUCCGACCUCGUGAGCAACUGGUCCAUCGCGCCUCCCAACCCGUGCCUCGGCGACGCGCAGCAUCGUGCCGGCGCCGGCGCGGAAUGCGAUAACGCCGCCGUGGCCGGCUUGGGCCACGGCGGCGCCAAGGCCGGCUUGUUCCUGGACUCGGGCGGCCUCUGCAAGCACGAGAUGGGCGGCCACGGCGCGAUGCUGCAGGAAGCAGCGGGCGGCGCCGGCGGCCAGCAGGAGUUCCUCCGGCCCGCGGGGUACAGCUCCAUGCUCGGGCUCAGCAGCAGCAGGAUGUACGGCUCCGGCCCCGCCAUGGACGUGCCGUGGGGCAACAAUGCCGGAGCGGCGAGGAGCCUGUCGGACCUGAUAUCCUUCGGCGGAGCGCCGCUGGGAAAGCCGGAGCAGCCGGCGGCCUCAGCGCCGAAGGCGCAGGCGGAGUACAAGAAGCAAGGGCAGGAGAUCUCGUCGCCGGUAAGAUCGACGAUCGACGCGAAGACGAGUAGCGGCGGCGGCAGCAAGGGGAGCUCGGAGGGGAAGAAGAAGAGAUCAGAUGAGCAGCAGGGGUCUGAUGGGAACACCAAGAAGUCCAAGAAUGAGGCCUCCUCGCCCACGUCGUCUUCUGUCAAGGCAUCGCAGGUGCCGAAAGUGAAGUUAGGAGACAAGAUCACUGCACUGCAACAGAUCGUUUCACCAUUUGGAAAGACUGAUACGGCAUCAGUUCUGUACGAGGCGAUAAAUUACAUCAAGUGGCUGCAUGAACAAGUGCAGUUGCUGAGUGAUCCGUACAUGAAGACAAGUAGUAGCAAGGACUACAAUGCAUGGGGAGGGUUGGAUAGGAAGGAGAAGUCGGAAGCUGAGAUGGACCUGCGAAGUAGAGGCCUAUGCUUGGUACCUGUCUCAUGCACGCCCCAAGUGUACAGGGAGGAUAACAAUGGCCCGGACUACUGGACGCCCCCGUAUAGAAGCUGCUUAUACCGAUGAAUUGACUAGUAACUAUUGGUAUUCGAUUGGUUACCUUAAUAAUUUGUGGUGAAUAUACAUAUGUUAAAGGAGACAAAUCAUGAUUAGCUGCAUGAGUUAAUUUAAAUUAAAACCCUGAUGUUCUUAAUUAGAGGCUUCUGACAUUAAUCUCAUCAGCAUUAUUGGUAUUGAUGUAUUAAUUCUUUUGUACUCCAAGGAGAGAGAGAGAUGUUAUCACCUAUUCACCUUGGUAUGAUUCAGUUUUGGCUAAGCUAA